This is a messenger RNA of Cottoperca gobio, 2168 nucleotides long. Its product is annotated as LIM/homeobox protein Lhx1-like. Gene Ontology annotation, cellular component: nucleus. Bases 417 to 1631 code for a protein of 404 amino acids. The record is from RefSeq and is a predicted model, not a curated record. Lineage: Eukaryota; Metazoa; Chordata; Actinopteri; Perciformes; Bovichtidae. The transcript has 5 exons. Gene Ontology annotation, biological process: regulation of transcription by RNA polymerase II; neuron differentiation. Gene Ontology annotation, molecular function: RNA polymerase II transcription regulatory region sequence-specific DNA binding; DNA-binding transcription factor activity, RNA polymerase II-specific; zinc ion binding.
CAGGGGAAAAAUGGGACAGAAAUGACAAGGCUGAGCUCACUGAUAGCAUUUCAUCAUUAUUUUUUCUCUACUUUAGACACCACUCAGGAUAUAUCGCACAGUGGGUACGCUAUUUGUUCUGUGCUCACCCGUAAAUUCGCACACUUCGGAUGAUCUUGAUCGGAACGCGAUGAUCUCCAGUCUAUAAUUUUCAGAAAUGCUGUUUAUCCACAGUUUUCCUGUCUUUCGGAGCAGUUCGCCACAUGUGGAUUGUUGCCCUGUGGAACAGAAGAGGUACAUUGAAUCUCACGGAUGGUGAUGUAAUUAUUCCGAUACAUUUGGAUACAUUGGAUUGGAAGUCAACACCGAGUGACGUUGGAGAAAGAAAACAAACCGAGUAAAUAUCCCAAACACUGAGCUGGGAAUAACUGCAGACAAUGGUUCAGUGUUCCAGCUGUGAAAAGCCUAUUCUUGAUAGGUUCUUGCUCAAAGUUUUGGACAGACCGUGGCACAUCAAAUGUGUCCAGUGCUGCGAAUGCAAAUGCACUUUGACAGAGAAGUGUUUUUCACGUGAAGGGAGACUGUAUUGUAAGAAUGACUUCUUUAGGACAUUUGGGACCAAGUGUGACGGUUGCGCCCAGGGGAUUUUACCCAGUGAUCUAGUGCGCAGGGCGAAGAGCAAAGUGUUUCACCUGAACUGUUUCACCUGUGUGAUUUGCAACAAACAGCUGUCCACCGGAGAGGAACUGUACAUCUUGGAUGAAUUCAAGUUUGUUUGUAAGGAGGACUAUCAAAACAACAAUGGAAAAGACACAAUCCUCCUUUCAGUCACGACGUGCAGCGACCCGAGUCUGUCUCCAGACUCCCAGGACCCGCAGGACGACGGGAAGGACUCAGAAACGGGACAUUUGUCCGAUAAAGACAACAACAACGAGAAUGACGAGCAGAGCACCGUCGGGAAACGACGCGGGCCUCGGACCACCAUUAAAGCCAAGCAGCUGGAGAUCCUGAAAGCGGCUUUCGCGGCCACGCCGAAACCCACCAGGCACAUCCGGGAGCAGCUGUCACGGGAGACCGGCCUCACUAUGAGAGUCAUCCAGGUUUGGUUCCAAAAUCGGAGGUCCAAAGAGAGACGCAUGAAGCAGCUGAGCUCCCUGGGCGGACGGAGGCACGUGUUCUUCCGCGGCCAGAGGAGGAUGAGGGCGCUGGGAGAGAGACUGGAAGCAGAGGAGCUUGGACACUUCUCUUAUUAUGGAGAUAUUCACAUGACUGCAGAUUAUCCUGGUGAAUACUAUGGCUCAGGAGGGAAUUAUGAGUACUACCAAGGCCCACCAUCCUCCCAUGCUCAGACUCCAGCAGAUUUGGGCUUUGUGCCCUCCUCUAUCCCUGCUGGCACCCCAUUAGGAGCAAUAGACCACCACCAUCCAGGGCACCACUGUCCUGGAGAGGUGCACUGUUUCUCUGACACAGUAUCUCAUCAUCCCGCGGACUCACCCAGCCCUGAGCCCAAUAUGCCGGGCUCAAUGCACAGCAUCUCCAGCGAGAUGUGUGGCCCCAGCACGCCCUACACGACUGUGUCUCUCAGUGACAACGGAUACACCAACCAGCUGUCACAACCCUCCUCAGAAAUGAGCGAAGGCACUGUCUGGUAAACCGAAGUACAAGUCACACUUGGAUUUUGAAGGCAAAUCGACACUUUUUUUGGUUCAUCUAUUUAAUUGUUAUUUAUUUAAUUGUUAUUUAUUUAUUUGUGUAUUUAUUUAUUUACUUGCUUGCCUUUCUGUUCAGCUCUAUUUAACUAUUUAUAAAUCUAUAUAUUUGUAUGUCAGUAUUGUUUAUUGACUAGCCAAUCAAUAGAUUGUUUUAAAGUGAAUUUGACUCAUUAGUUUAUUCACAAUGCUGGGCCUCAUUGAUCAAGCAAUAAACAAACACAUGUAUAUGCUGCAGAAAGUGUUUUUUUAAAACUGUUUACGAAACCUUUUCUGCCACAUAUUUGACACAACUGUCCUUAAAAUGUUAAUUUAAAAAGGUGCAUGGCAGCAUUUGUUUUUCAUCAUCUUUCAGUGUUUUACGCAUUCUGGCAAACAGCUCCAUCCAUGAGUUAAUGUGUAAUACAAGAUGUUAUCUUUUAACAGCAGAAUAUGAUUGUGAUGUUCAAUACAUUUGACCAAAUACCUCUCAGGACCGUG